GGCGGGUGCAGAAUGCGUUAAUGCCGAUGGAAUUUACUGGAUUCGUGACACUGUCAGAUUAGGUCACAUGGUUUCUUUAACUUGAACAGAAUCAGACGAGGAGCAGUCAAUGGUUCGUGUUGCGGGGAUGAACCGGAGCACAGCUUUGAAGUUUGGUUCAGCAAAUAAUACUGAAGGAAAGAUUAAAAGGACAUCUGGGAGUGUGGAUAAAAGUGGAAAGAAACCAGGUUCGCGUUUGCCUUUGCAAAAUUCUGAGACAGCCCUUGGAAACGCUUCGGUUCAGAGGUCUUUCUUUAAUGAAGACAAAUCAAAAUCCUUCACCUUUGCACAAGAACCAGCACUGGCUCCUCUUCUCACUUCUGUCCAGGUUCUUUCCAACAUUGCUCAAACCACAAGUAAACCAUCUCUGAAGGACCUUUGCCCUGAGGACAAGCGUCGGAUUGCCAAUCUUGUCCAGGAGCUGGCCAGAGUGAGUGAAGAGAAGGAGGAUUAUGUACAGAAACUCAAGUAUGAACAGGAGACCUUUGAGAAACAAAUCCAUCAGCUGGAGCAACAAAACCAACUCAUUAUACAAGAGAGAGAAAGCCUGCAGCAGCAGUACAGAGAGUGUCAGGAGCUGCUGGGACUCUAUCAACAGCACCUCUCCCAACAGCAAGAGAAACUCAACAGGUCUAUCACCCUGCUCAAUCAGUCCUGCUCCCACAGCACGGUUCCGAGCAGCGAGGCGGGGCCCAGGAGACCUUGGUGUGGGGGACGGAGAGGGACCACUUUAGAUGGCUCGUACUUGGACUUACCUUCUUCAGGAAAUGAUAGAGGCGGUUCAACAGAAGGUGCUCGCUCAUCCUCAUCUGAAACUUUUAAUAGACCCACCUGCAGCGCUGAGCAGAACUGUGAAGUCCACCCCAGAUGCACCCAUCAUGAACAUUCAGAUGUUGGAGGCAGAUUCUCCGACAGGAGGCCUUUAAUUUUUGAUGGCUCGAGGCGGUGUGGUGAUCCUGAACCCAGGUUCUCUCAUCAGCACCAACGCGCGGAGAACGGCAGCUUGAGCGGGGCGAUCAUUCUCGAUAGAGCGACCCCGUCACAUCAGGAGAAUUGGGAGGAAAAACGUCAUGGUCUGCUUCUGCAGAAGAAACAGCUGGAGGUGGAGAGAGAGAGAAUUCAAGCUAGGCUAGCUCUGCAGGAAGAGAAACUUUUACUACAGAACCAACAGCUCAGACAGUCGUACCUUCACUACAGCAGGCUUCAGCAAGCAACAGAUUCAGAGAAACUUCAAAACGGUACCAGCGAUAUCAAUGAAGGUCCACAGUCGAAUUUUAAAGUGGACAGAGGAGAACACAGCAGUCAAAAGGGAGAAGGCGAGUCACGGACUCUGCAGGGAAGUGUUCCACAGCCUUUAAGUAACAACCGGUCACAAGAGCUCGCCGAGAAUAUAAAGCAACCUGCACACAAGCCCUCUCAUGAGAUGUCCAUUAGCAGGAAGGAUAUGGCCACCUCACCUGUGGUUCCCGAAUGCGUCCGGACAUCUGCUCUUCCCACAAUUCCUGCUCUUGAUCUUCCAAGCACUCCACAGGUCUCAAGGUUGGACGAUUCUUUGAUGGAGCUGUUAGACAUAUUCAGCCCUGAAUCCAACCAAGAGAGGUACAGAAUCAACCCCUCAUCCCAGAAGAGUUUCAUCACACCUUCACUUAUCCAGAGGAGCCUUCUGUCACCUUUCGGCUCCAGCCGGCCUUCGCUGCUCGACCCAGAGGAGAGUCAGAUUUUAGAAGACAUCUUUUUCAUCUGCUGAAGGGCGUCUCGCUGUAACUGUUCAUUUACUGGUGUAAACGAUUAUUAAUUUGUAUGUUCAUAAUGCUUUGUCAUUGUCUUAAAACUCGUAUUGCCUUUUUUAUUUUUGUCAUCGUUACUCUUAAGAAAGUUUUUGUAAUGUUGAUGCAUUCAAGGUUGCUUUUGCCUUAAUAAAAUGUAUUUAUUAAUAAGCGAUGGUGUUUAUUCAGGCAGUAAUUACAUUCACUGACUUUUCCUAGAUCUGACCUGGCAAUGUGUACAACGUUCUCAAGAACACUUAAGGUGGUAUGUAAUGAUUUUAUUGUAAGCUAAAUCUCUGUCCCGUCUCUUUCGAGAAAUGGCAUUUCCAUAUCAUGUUAAUUCUUUAUUAUUUUUCUAUAUUAUGAGACGAGAUUGUAAACAAUAUGCUAACGUACUUCAAAGACCCUUUAGGAAAUGUAUUCCAUCACUCCAGUGACCGUACUUUAUUUUUCUACAGUGUGCUUUUGCUGAAUGUGUUUGACCUCAAAUGUUAUUAGAACAGAUAGUCAUACUUAUAAUGGACGGAUUUGGGUUUAACCAUAAUUGCCUGUGUUUUAAAUAGCGUCUUGGAACCCAAGCAUGAAUUUAAAUGUCAAUAUCAAUGGACUCAAAUGGGCUACGAAGUGACUAGUGAAUGGAUUUUCUUAACCCAGAAUGAGCUCUGUGUAUAUAAAAAUGUUAUAUACCUUUCCACGGAUACAUAUAGUAAUUCUCUCAUUCUCGCCAAUAAUCAGACCUGUUCCCUAAGUGCCUUUCCAUUACAAACAGUAUACAUGCUUUGAUAUUUCAUACAUCAGACUAGAUCAGGGAGCAUCAGGAUAUUUGAUGGGGUUCAACCAAACAUUGCUCCAGGGCGAUGGUCUAAUUUUGAUUUGUGAAGAAAGUUUUAAAGAAACGCAUCUCUGUGUGUGUGCGUGCUUCGCCUUUGAAGUGGAGAACAUCAGUCGUGCCCACAAAUCCAUAAAAGAAAAGAUAAAAACAACUCAAAAGAGGCUCGAAUGGAGAUACAGCAGGAAAUGGGACACGUGUAAUGCUGGUUUAUUCUACACUGUGCUUUAUUAUUGGGCUUAAGCAGAAACGCGUCAUUCAGUAAAAUUACAAAAGAGAGUCUAGGGACCAGAGAAACGUGGAGUUGAGGAAAACAGGGCACGAGCUGCGACGGCAUCCCAACUGCGAAUACAGCUCAAUCGCAUUGUGAUAGACUUGGCAAAAAUCCACACGUACUCUCAACUGUGCUGAAAAUGUCUGAAAAAGCUUCUUUUUAUAUGUUCCCAGUUUACUGCAUUGUUUCUGUGAGUUCAGACUGUUGUUCUUGAUUCCAAAGAGUCGAGGACAGUUAGCGCUAACGAAGAACAGCAAUAAAAGAAAGUUGCUGAGAGUUUGAUGGAUUAGUGCAGGUUUUUCUUUUCUCCGUCUGAAAAAAGCGAUGAAGCAGAUCGGAUCUCUGACACGUGAGGAACUGCAGAACAGAAAAACAGCAGACAGUUCAAACAGGUGCAGCGAAAAGUUUUGACACCGGUCCUUCAUGAGUUCUACAUUCUCCAUAAAGGAUUACCCUGAUUCUGCCAGUUGUGUUGUUCCAUUGUGUCUUAAUACAAUACAAAACAUGUAAAAAUAUAUUUUUAAAAAAGCGCCGUUUCGGUGACAAACUCAUAUUUGAUGCGGUUACAAGCACGCGAAAAAGAAAAUACAACCGGUGCAUAAAAAUACAAAUAUAAGUGUGAUAAAAACAAACGAACGAAAUGAAGGCAUUAAAAAUGAAUGAACAAAUAAUAAAUACAUAAAUAGACAAAUAAAUAUGCAUGUCGGCAGCAGUUCUGAAAGUGACGUAACAUGUUCUGAUCACAUCUGAUUGGCUCAUCUCACGUUCCGCAAUGAAACGACUCACAACCAUACUGCAUUUCCAAGGA
Molecule: messenger RNA, 3716 nt
Organism: Triplophysa dalaica
Lineage: Eukaryota; Metazoa; Chordata; Actinopteri; Cypriniformes; Nemacheilidae
Product: KIAA1328 ortholog
Exons: 11
Coding region: 110-1786 (558 amino acids)
Source: RefSeq, a predicted model, not a curated record